This is a messenger RNA of Naumovozyma castellii, 1032 nucleotides long. RefSeq names its product aldo/keto reductase. NCBI's taxonomy places the organism in Eukaryota, Fungi, Ascomycota, Saccharomycetes, Saccharomycetales, Saccharomycetaceae. The record is from RefSeq and is a predicted model, not a curated record. Bases 1 to 1032 code for a protein of 343 amino acids. The transcript has a single exon.
AUGUCUCUAGUUAAGCAAGUUCGUCUAGGUAAAUCAGGCCUCAAAGUUUCACCAAUCAUUGUCGGUUGUAUGACAUAUGGUUCCAAGAACUGGGCUAAUUGGGUGUUGGAGGACAAAGAAGAGAUAUUCAAAAUUCUAAAACAUUGUUACGAUAACGGGUUACGUACCUUUGAUACUGCAGAUGUUUAUUCCAAUGGUACUAGUGAAAGAAUCCUAGGUGAAUUCUUGAAGAGGUUCAACAUCAAGAGAGAAACUGUCGUCAUCAUGUCAAAGAUUUUCUUUCCUGUGGAUGAAAGUUUAGAUUUACAUCAAGGAAGCAAAGUUGAUCAAGAAUAUAUCGACUUGCAAUUAUCAUUUCAACAGGGUCUUAACAGAAAACAUAUAAUGGCUGGUGUUGCUAAUUCUGUUGAGAGGUUGGGUACCUAUAUCGAUAUUCUACAAAUUCACCGUUUGGAUAAAGAAGCUUCAAUGGAAGAAAUCAUGAGGUCUUUAAACGAUGUUGUUGUUAGUGGGCAAGUUAGGUAUAUUGGAGCCUCUUCCAUGCUUGCUACAGAAUUUGCUGAAUUGCAAUUUAUUGCCAAACAAAAUGGUUGGUUUCAGUUUAUCAAUGUUCAAUCGUAUUAUAAUGUGUUGAACCGUGAGGAUGAAAAUGAAUUAAUUCCAUUUUGUAAGAAACAUGGUGUUGGUUUGACUGUUUGGUCACCAAAUGCAAGAGGUGUCUUAACAAGACCAGCAGACAAAACAGGUACUAGAAUGCUCAGCGAUCCCACUUUUAUUAAGAUGGGUUUAGAUAAACUUGAUGAAAGUGAUAAAGAAAUUAUUGGGGUGGUCGAAGCCAUUGCUAAGAAGAAGGGUAUUUCUAUGGCUAUGGUUUCCAUGGCUUGGAUUUUAAACAAGGGAGCCAAUGCCAUCGCUGGCUUGAAUUCUAUUGAGAGAGUGGAUGAAGCAAUUAGGGCAAUUGAUGUUAAAUUUACCGUAGAAGAGCUUGAAUUGCUGGAAAAGCCAUACAAGCCAAAGAGAAGAGUUGUUUGA